AUGCAAAAGGCGCUGUACUACGAAAAUGCAGGCCCUUUCUUGGAAUACUCGUGCCAAGACCCCACUGCGUUGGGAUUCCAGCAACUGUAUUCAACUCCCGCGGAGUAUCAGUCCCUGACCUACUACUUGCCCGAAGACAACUCGCCAUGUGACCCCGGCAGCGACCCCGAGCACAGCGCGGCCCCCAGCGGCUGCCGCGUCCCCGACUUGCCUGAGACCCCUCUCCGCCACCCUCCGCUCACCCCUUCGCCGGACUCCAGCACCACCUCGGCCCAGAGGAGCCCGUGCAGAAGCGCCUCGAACCCGCCCGACCGCAGCCCUGGCGCAGACAAAGCCCGAAUCGCCAGCACCUCUUCCUCCAGCACUCAUUUGCCCAAACAAAUCUUCCCCUGGAUGGGAGAGAGGCGCCAGACGUCCAAACAGAAGCACCCCAGUUCCGCUGUAUCAGCGACUGCAGAGGUGCUCUCUAGCCCCCCCCGUACCUGUGUCUUGUCCGCACUCACACACACAUGUGCUUCUUUGCCUGUCUGUCCAUCUGUGUGUCGCCUAGGGGAGUCGGCCAGCAGCGGGGAGACCAGCCCCCCAGGGGGUGCGUCCAAGCGCGCCCGCACAGCCUACACCAACGUGCAGCUGGUGGAGCUGGAGAAGGAGUUCCACUUCAACCGCUACCUGUGCCGGCCCCGGCGCCUGGAGAUGGCCGCCCUGCUCAACCUGUCCGAGCGGCAGAUCAAGAUCUGGUUCCAGAACCGCCGCAUGAAGUACAAGAAGGACCACAAGGGCCGGGCGGGGCUGGGCUCCCCCCUCGGGGGGCUGUCCCCCAGCCGCAGCCCCCCGCCGGGCUCCUCGUUCUCGGGCGAGCUGGGCUACGAGGCGCCCCUCUCUCAGCCCUACGGCAAGGCGGCCCCCGGCAGCAGCAUCUACGGCCUGGCCGCCUACUCCGCACCCCCCUACGAGUGCCCCCCGCCCGCGGCGCAGAAGCGGUACGCCGCGACCUCGCUGGCGCAGGAGUACGAGCAGCUCUGCGUGCCGGGGGACAGCGGCUACGGCAACCCCAGCUCCGGGUACUCGGGGGCCGGCUUCGCCGAGCCCCACGCCCCCGCCCUGCUCUCCUCCCACCCGCCGUCCCAGCUCUUCCACCUCCCCCACCCCUCCUCCGCCAGCAUGGACUACUCCUGCCCCGCCUCCAGCCCCGCCAGGCACGGCCUGGGCCCCUGCGACCCCAACCCCUCCUACACCGAGCUCAGCUCGCACUGCUGCACCGCUCAGGACAUCGCUCAGGAGCCGCCCACUCUCACACACCUGUAAGGGCCGGCCUCGGCGGUCGCCCCUCUCUCCCUCCCUCUCCCUCUCCAGACUUGAAUCCCUCUCUGACUCAGGUGGCGGACGCGCAGGUCUC
This is a messenger RNA of Lepisosteus oculatus (spotted gar), 1396 nucleotides long. The record is from RefSeq and is a predicted model, not a curated record. NCBI's taxonomy places the organism in Eukaryota, Metazoa, Chordata, Actinopteri, Semionotiformes, Lepisosteidae.